AUGAUGAUAGCCAAAGAGAGAGCAUCACAUAUGAUUAAUAUUAUUGAAAAUGAAGAAAAAGAAAUUCUUCCAUAUUUAAAAGAAACAUCAUGCCAUCAUACUAUAUGUAUUCAUGAGGAAGAUGGUAAAAUUGUUUAUCAACAUUUAGGACAUCCUAAACAAUCAACAUUUGAUAAUGAAGAUUGGCCACCAAUAUUUAAACCUGAUUUUGUUAGAUCAGCCAAACUUCUAAAUAUCCGUGAUAAUGAUGUUUUUGUUUGUACAUAUGUUAAAUGUGGAACAACAUGGGUACAACAUAUAUCUUGUCAACUAUUAAAAGUUGAUUAUGGUCCUCAUCAAGGUAAAGAACUUUCAAUAACAUCCCCAAUGAUUGAAAGAAUGGGAUCAGAGUAUGUGGAUGGGUUACCGUCACCACGUCUAUUAAAAACACAUUUUAAUUAUAAAAAUUGUCCAAAAAGUAAAAAUGCUAAAUAUAUCUUUUGUAUUAGAAAUCCAAAAGAUUGCCUAGUUAGUUAUUAUCAUCAUAAUAAAAAUUUUAAAAUAUAUAAUUGGGAAGAUGGAAAAUUUGAUACAUUUUUUAAAUUAUUUAUUGAAGGAAAACUUGCUUUUGGAAAUUAUUUUGAACAUCUUAAAUCAUGGUUACCUCAUAUUUAUGAUGAAAAUGUACUUUUUUUGAAGUAUGAAGAUAUGCUUGCUGAUCUAGAGGAUUCUGUCUACAAAAUUGGUCAAUUUUUAGGAGGAAGAGCAAAAGAAAUGGUUGAAAAUUUAGAUACAUUAAGAAAUAUUGUUAAUAAUAGUACAUUUGAAAGUAUGAAACAAAAUCAAAGUCGUUGGUUCCCCUCUACUCAUUUACGUAAUGAAACAUUUAUUCGUAAGGGUGGUAGCCGUGAUUGGAAAAAUUAUUUUACAAAAGAACAAUCAGACAUCAUAGAUAAAAUGUAUGCACAAUAUUUUGCUGGAACAGAGGCAGAAUUUUGGUUUUCAUCUGAGAUGGCUUGGGAGGAUGAAUUUGAUGAGGAUAUAUGUUCUGAUGACAAUGAAAUGUUAAGUGUUUCUAGUUUAGAGUCAAGUAUAUUAAGUACAAUAGGUAAAAAUGGUAUAUUGAUAAAUGAAACAUCUAAUAAUACAUCAUCAUGUUCAUCAAUACUAAGUAGUUCUGUAGAUUCAGGAUGUGGUUCAAUUGUAACAAUGUCAAGUUUUAUGGCAAAUAAACAGACUACUAAUUAUAAUCCAAUAAUUGAAUGUAAAAAACGGCACAGAUGUGAUUCUAAUUUUAGUAUAUCUACAGGGUAUGGUUCAAUAUGGUAA
Strongyloides ratti is the source of this 1308-nucleotide messenger RNA. RefSeq names its product Sulfotransferase 6B1. The transcript has 3 exons. Gene Ontology annotation, molecular function: sulfotransferase activity. The record is from RefSeq and is a predicted model, not a curated record. NCBI's taxonomy places the organism in Eukaryota, Metazoa, Nematoda, Chromadorea, Rhabditida, Strongyloididae. Gene Ontology annotation, biological process: sulfation. The coding region runs from base 1 to 1308 and encodes 435 amino acids. Gene Ontology annotation, cellular component: cytoplasm.